This is a messenger RNA of Erigeron canadensis, 2705 nucleotides long. RefSeq lists its product as uncharacterized. Gene Ontology annotation, molecular function: zinc ion binding. The record is from RefSeq and is a predicted model, not a curated record. The transcript is spliced from 3 exons. NCBI's taxonomy places the organism in Eukaryota, Viridiplantae, Streptophyta, Magnoliopsida, Asterales, Asteraceae. The coding region runs from base 278 to 2566 and encodes 762 amino acids.
CCUGCUCGCUCUUUGUCUCUCAAUAUAAUAAAAAAGGGAAUUGAUUAUUUCCAUCGGUUCCCCAAUUGUGCCCCUUGUUUACCCUUUUUCCGUGGCAUCCCUCCAGCCCUGUUUCAGGUUUAUUUAUCCAACAAUUGUAAUUCUUUGUACAAUUAUCACUUCUUCCCCAAAUUCAGGCUUCUUUAUCAUCUGAUCCGUUGUAAUUUCGGAUAGCUGAUGUUUCUUCUCUUGUGGAUCCGGGAGUUUAGUUGAAAGUAUUGUGGGUAAUAGAUAUAUCAUGGACAACCAUGAGAUGCUUAUUGGGCAAAGGCGGGAUAUGUCAUUGGUUCAAAACCAGCAAUUGGUUUUAAGGCAUGGUCAGGGUUUAGUGGUUGGGCAGAACCAUAAUAUGGGAUUAGGUCCCCACAACCACAAGCAAGACAUAAAGUUAGGCCAGAAUCAUAAUCAAGAUAUGCAUUUGGGACAUAGUCAUGGACAUGGUCAUGACCGUGAAUUACUACUGAACCAUGAUGAUGGCAAUCGACAUGAUAACGGAUAUGAUGAAAUUGAUGAAGGGGAUGAUAUUGAUCAUGGUAUUGAUCGUGACCAAGACAGAACAAAAAACCAUGAUUCCCAUUUGGUUCUUUCUGAUCAAGCGCCAUUAGGUUUAUCUGAUAGCAACGGAUUAGCGGUUGUAAAUAACCACGAGCUUGAUGAAAACUUGGACCUCGUGAUGCAUCCACACCCUGAAAUGGGUAUGGUUCCUUUAACAGCCCAACCCCCUGAUCUCGUUGUCACAACCCCAGUCAUCCAAAGCAGAACAUUAGCCCCGUCUCCGAACUAUGAACUAAUGGUUGGUCAGGAGUUUCCAGAUGUUACUAGCUGUCGAAGGGCCUUAAGACAUACCGCGAUUGCUCUGCAUUUCGAGAUACAAACCGUUAAAUCUGACAAAACACGUUUCACUGCCAAGUGUGCUAGUGAAGGUUGCCCAUGGAGGAUACACGCAGCUAAGCUACCAGGUGUCCCGACUUUCACCAUCCGAACCAUCCAUGGUGACCACACCUGUGGUGGAAUCGCGCACCUUGGUCACCAACAGGCUUCGGUUCAGUGGGUUGCUAAUUCGGUUGAACAACGGUUAAAAGAAAAUCCACAAUGCAAACCAAAGGAGAUCCUGGAAGAGAUUCACCGUGUUCAUGGGAUUACAUUGUCAUAUAAACAAGCAUGGAGAGGUAAAGAGAGAAUCAUGGCUGCUUUACGAGGAUCUUUUGAAGAAGAUUACCGUCUUUUACCUCAGUAUUGUGAUCAAGUCAGACGGACAAAUCCCGACAGCAUAGCAUCAGUUUAUGUGAAUCCCAGUGAUAACUGUUUUCAAAGGUUAUUUAUAUCUUUUCAAGCUUCAAUUUACGGGUUUUUGAAUGCUUGUAGACCGCUUCUUGGGUUGGACAGCACCGUUUUGAAAAGCAAGUAUCUCGGUACAUUACUUUUUGCAACCGGUUUUGACGGUGAUGGCGCUUUGUUUCCUUUGGCUUUUGGGGUGGUUGAUGAAGAAAAUAACGAUAAUUGGAUGUGGUUUCUUUCUGAAUUGCAUAAUUUGUUAGAAAUCAACACGGAAAACAUGCCGAGGCUUACUAUUUUAUCCGACAGACAAAAAAGUGUUGUUGAUGGUGUGGAAGCCAAUUUUCCAACAGCUUUUCAUGGAUUCUGCAUGCGUCAUCUUAGUGAAAGUUUCAGAAAAGAGUUCAAUAACACUAUGCUUGUUAACCUUUUAUGGGAUGCAGCCAAUGCACUUACCGUUAUGGAAUUUGAAUCCAAAAUCUUGGAAAUUGAAGAGAUAUCCCAAGAAGCUGCUUAUUGGAUUAGGCGGGUCCCUGCUCGUUUAUGGGCCACAGCUUAUUUUGAAGGAACCCGCUUUGGCCAUUUGACAGCUAACAUUGUAGAAUCAUUAAAUGUGUGGAUUCUAGAAGCUUCUGGCCUUCCCAUAAUUCAAAUGAUGGAAUGUAUUCGUAGGCAACUGAUGACAUGGUUCAACGAACGACGUGAAGCCAGUAUGCAAUGGACUUCAAUACUUGUUCCUACUGCAGAAAGACGGGUCUUGGAAGCCAUUGACCGGGCCCAAACAUAUCAAGUUCUCAAAGCAAAUGAGGCUGAAUUUGAGGUUAUUUCACACGAAGGGACAAACAUUGUUGAUAUUAGGAACCGGUGUUGUUUGUGUAGGGGAUGGCAGCUUUACGGGCUGCCAUGUGCUCAUGCCGUGGCAGCUCUUCUUUCUUGUAGACAAAAUGUUCACCGGUUUACCGAAAGUUGUUUCACGGUUGCAACUUAUAGGAAAGCAUACUCGCAGACAAUUCAUCCGGUUCCUGAUAAAAACCUAUGGAAAGAAAUGCUAUUGGAUGGAGUUCCACAAGGAGAAGGUAGUAACAGCGUGACAGAGAUUAUUAUUAAUCCACCAAAGUCACUCCGACCCCCAGGAAGACCAAGAAAGAGGAGAGUUCGGUCAGAAGAUAGAGGGCGUGUGAAAAGGAUUGUGCAUUGUAGUCGGUGCAAUCAGACAGGUCACUUUAGAACUACUUGUUCUGCUCCUAUAUGAUAUGAUUGUUUAUUGGUAUACAGUACAUGGAUAAAAUCUUUUGUGCUUGUAUAUUUUAAAUAAGGAAUAUGUUGAUUAAUCCUUCUAAAAAUGUUUAUGGUCUAUUAGACAAUGGUAUAUAUCGUUUGAACUUUGCAGA